CCGUGUUGUGUGUCGGAGGGAUGCAGCGGCCGGAGGGAGACUCCGGGAUCCGAUGGAAGCGGAACAUCGUCCGCCAAUUGCGUGACCGGGACCGGAGCCAACACACCGCCUUCCGGGACCUCGUCCUGUCCUACAAUAAGCUUUUGGAAAAGUCGGUUUUUCUGAAGGGUCUGACUGAAAAAAUCCAAACUGAACCCCUCGCUUCCCCCGGGACCCACCAUGCAACCAGGUCUCCUUCCGAUGUGUUCUGUAGUCCUGGAUCAGGUGACCUUUCCGCACUACAGAAGGAAAUUGCUGAAAUUAAGACAUCUAAUGGAGAGUUGGCGUUUGAAGCCUGCGAGCGAAAGAAACGAGUGCAGGAGAGAGAUGAUUGGCUGAAGAAGCAGAACACCAGGAUAGCGGAGCUCUUGGAUGAGGAGGAGACGCGUCGGGCACAGCGGCAGUGUCUGGAGGAGGAGGAGGUCUGGCUGGUCUGCGAGAACGCUGACCUGAAGGAGAAGUAUGACCACCUGCUGACCCAUCGCCUCUGGAUGGAGCAGGAGCUGCAAGAUAAGGAGAUGGAGCAGAGGGAAAUGAUCGAGAAAAUGACUACGAAGAAGGCCAUCCAGGCAGAGCAGCAGAACAACAUGAAUGAGAGGCGGUGGAAAGAGAUGUGGACGCGCACGGUCAAAAAAGCGUUAACGAAAACGCUUAGCGCUGAAGGAGACAUCCGGCAGCAUCGCUCUUCAGAUCCGCUGGAUUCCAGAAGUCUGGAUUGGUCCGGGAGCCUGGAAGGGGGAAAAAUGCAGCCCAAGAAGAACAGGUCGCAGUCUAUGAUCGCGUUGGGUUCCUCCAGAUUGCUGGGAGCCGUCAAAAAUUUGUUUGAUUUAAAUUUCAGGAGGGAUCAGACGGAUUGCGAGAUGGAAGAGCGCUGGUAUCACCCGCGCUCGGUGUGCGUCGCGUGCAGUCCACCUAGGAGAGCGCUCUACAGUAAGGAAAUCCAUGAUUCCGAGAUCCACGCGGUCAGAUUUAGUCCCAAUUCCAAGAUGGUGGCCACCGGAGGAGCAGACCGAAUGGUGAAGCUUUGGUAUAUCGUUGGAGGUCAGCUUCAGAUGCACCAAACCCUACAAGGAAGUAAUGGAGGAAUCACCAGUAUAGAAUUUGAUCCCUCGGGUCUGCAGCUCCUGGCAGCGUCUUUUAAUGGGUCGGCUCAUCUCUGGAAACUGGACGGUAGCUCCAAGGAAACUCUGACGGGACACACCGGGAAAGUGACGGCAGCCAAGUUUAAGAUGUCGGUGCAGCGCGCGGUCACCUGCAGCAUGGAUCGGACCAUCAGGGAGUGGGACCUGCAGAAAGCAGCCUGUAUCCGGCAAAUUCCAGUCUCCUCGUAUUGCAGCGAUGUUGUUUGUUCGGAUAUGUACACAAUCAGUGGUCAUCACGACAAGAAGAUCCGGUUCUGGGACAGCAGGUCAGAGAAUUGUGUCCGGGAGCUGACCCUGGAGGAGAAGAUCACCUCGCUCAGCAUGGGCCAGGACCAGACGCAGCUGCUCAGCUGUUCCCGCGACGAUGCGCUCAGUCUGAUCGACCUGCGGCGGGGCGAAAUCCUGCAUGCCUUCCGAGCUGAAGGAUUCAAAUGUGGCUGUGACUGGACCAAAGCAGUGUUAAGCCCGGACUCCAGUUACGCCAUGGCCGGAUCCUCGGACGGGACCAUCUUCAUCUGGAACACCCAGACAGGUCUGCUGGAGAGAAGCCUGAAUGGGGAACACAGUGCUGCCGUCAAUGCCGUGGCCUGGUCACUUUCUGGGGACUAUGUGGUCAGUGUGGACCGAGGGAGGAAAGCCGUUCUCUGGAGUGAAUAUUGAACCUCUUCUGUUUUUUCUCUACACUACACCCAAAAGGAAAAAAAAAAUUCUGACACAAGACAUUCUAUAAGAACUGCAAACACCACUAGAGACAUAACUACCUACCAACUCUGCCUUGCCAAAUCCAAUAGACUUCAAUGGAGCAACCUUACACUGUCUUCCAAUGUUCUUUGGAAUCAGGGGAGGGCUGGGCCGGGGGGCAGGGUGGCAAUUGCCUUCCAGGCCGCCCUGACUUAUGGCCGGC
Molecule: messenger RNA, 2085 nt
Organism: Rana temporaria (common frog)
Lineage: Eukaryota; Metazoa; Chordata; Amphibia; Anura; Ranidae
Gene: ATG16L2
Product: autophagy related 16 like 2
Exons: 18
Coding region: 21-1841 (606 amino acids)
Biological process (GO): autophagosome assembly; negative stranded viral RNA replication
Cellular component (GO): autophagosome membrane
Molecular function (GO): protein binding
Source: RefSeq, a predicted model, not a curated record